This is a messenger RNA of Anopheles coustani, 1211 nucleotides long. RefSeq lists its product as uncharacterized. The record is from RefSeq and is a predicted model, not a curated record. Gene Ontology annotation, cellular component: cytosol. The transcript is spliced from 4 exons. Gene Ontology annotation, molecular function: L-galactose dehydrogenase activity. NCBI's taxonomy places the organism in Eukaryota, Metazoa, Arthropoda, Insecta, Diptera, Culicidae. Bases 48 to 1166 code for a protein of 372 amino acids.
GGUGAGGAACAACUUGUGUAGCCAUGGUUACGGGUCUUUAAACUAACAUGGUCUAUUUCCGAUAUUUAAAAUUUUCUUCCUAUCGUUGCUGCCAACGGAUCGUUCAGAAAAUGUCUUCUACCAACGCGCUUCCGGAUACCUUCGUUGAAGGCUUUCACGAUGAGCAGUUUGUGAAACGUAUGGAAUAUGUUCCGUUCGGUCGAACGGGACUGAAAGUGUCGAAGAUAUCCCUUGGUACUGGAACACUUAGUCAACUGUACGGGGAUCUGGAUGAAACGGAAGGUAUAGCAGCGGUUCAGCUGGCGGUACGACGCGGUAUAAACUACAUCGAUACGGCACCCUUCUACGGCCAGGGUCGCUCGGAAGAGGUUCUUGGCAAGGCGCUGAGAACGAUUCCUCGUGGUGCUUACUACGUGGCCACGAAAGUCGCACGCUACGAACGGGACUUUGAGCGGAUGUUUGAUUAUUCUGCGAAGAAAACCCGGGAAAGCGUUGACAAAAGUCUCAAGCUACUUGGAGUGGACUACAUCGAUGUAGUCCAAAUCCACGACAUCGAGUUUGCGCCCAACCUGGAGGUGGUACUGCAGGAAACGCUACCCACACUAGAAGCGCUACGCAAAGAGGGAAAAAUAAAAUACAUCGGUGUGUCCGCCUAUCCGAUGGACAUCCUGAAGCAGGCCAUCUCGGAAGUACCCGGACGGUUCGACACCGUUCUAUGCUAUUCCCGAAACACUCUGUUCGAUGAUUCGUUGAAAGAUUUUCUGCCUUUCUUUUUGGAAAAUCGACUAGCUGUCAUUUGUGCCUCCGGACAUGCCAUGGGUCUGCUGACGAACGCUGGCCCUCAACCGUGGCAUCCGGCGCACGAGCAAACGAAAGUCGUCUGCCGGGAAGCGGCAGAGUACUGCCGACAGAAUGGUGUAGAACUUGGUAAGCUGGCGAUGCAUCACUUCAUCCAACUGGCUGGACCUUCGACAUUCCUCAGUGGAAUGCAAACGCAACAGCUAGUGACCAUUAAUCUGGACGCUUUCUUCUCCGGCCUAACGGUAAAGGAGGCGGAAGUGAUAGCCUAUCUGAAGGAAAGCGUGUUUACGAAGAUAGAGAAAACUCACUGGGAAGGCGUUGAGGUGGAAAUUGUCCGAGCGGCUUUAAAAGGCGUCACAAAAUGAUCCAACUGUUCGUGUUUGAUAAUAAAAAUACAUUCAUCAAAAACC